AUGAUCAGUAUAAAAAAUAACACCUUAUAUAACGGGUUGCUCGAAUCUGUCGAGUGUAUACAGAAGAGUUUUGCACAGCUGAUACUUCUUCUACUCGCAACGGUAGUACCGCAUUUCAUAUUCGUAGCAUACUCAUGCAUCGUCCAUGCAUUAGCAGAUAAGAAAGGGUUUACAGCUGCACAACUUGUGUCGCUGUACCGUCUAGUGUUGUUCGGCGCUGAACACGUAGUGAUAGCCUGGAGUGGACAGAAAGUCAGCAAUGAAGGCUUGAAACUGAAACGAGUCUUGGCACAGGCUAUCACACGCACUGGCUUAUACAGUCAGAAGAGCCUCCUGAACUUCCAGCACCUGGUCUCCGCGAAGCCUCUCAAGAUUGAGCUGCUGCCGAUGGUUCCAGUCGGGAUGUACCUUGUCCCUGCAGUUCUGUCUUUGACUGUCAACUACAUCAUAGUGACUUUGCAAAUGAAUCAUGACAUCUAAUUCGGUUUAGACAACUCCUUACCGACCGUUAGAUCCUUUCUGUUAAAGAUAUUUUAUUUAUCCACUCGACUCGACCGCAAAAAGUGCAGUC
Ostrinia nubilalis (European corn borer) is the source of this 571-nucleotide messenger RNA. RefSeq lists its product as uncharacterized. Bases 1 to 480 code for a protein of 159 amino acids. NCBI's taxonomy places the organism in Eukaryota, Metazoa, Arthropoda, Insecta, Lepidoptera, Crambidae. The record is from RefSeq and is a predicted model, not a curated record. The transcript is spliced from 4 exons.